AUGACAUCCCCUCUACCCAUCCGGACCUGGCCCUUGAUCCUGAUUCUGCUGGCUGUCCUGGCCCCAGGGGCUGCAGACUUCAACAUCUCAAGUGUCUCUGGUCUGCUGUCCCCAACGCUAACGGAGAGCUUGCUAGUUGCCUUGCCCCCCUGUCACCUCACAGGAGGGAAUGCCACACUGACGGUCCGGAGAGCCAAUGACAGCAAAGUGGUAAAGUCCAGCUUUGUGGUGCCUCCAUGCCGCGGGCGCAGGGAGCUGGUGAGUGUGGUGGAUAGUGGGGCUGGCUUCACAGUCACUCGGCUCAGUGCAUACCAGGUGACAAACCUUGUGCCAGGAACCAAAUACUACAUUUCCUACCUAGUGAAGAAGGGGUCAACUACUGAGUCCAGUAGAGAGAUGGCGAUGUCCACGCUUCCACGAAGGAAUGUGGAGUCCAUUGGGCUGGGAAUGGCCCGGACAGGGGGCAUGGUAGUCAUCACAGUGCUGCUCUCCAUCGCCAUGUUCCUGCUGAUUCUGGGCUUCAUCAUCACCCUGGCACUGGGUACCCGCAAGUGA
Messenger RNA from Cynocephalus volans (Philippine flying lemur), 555 nucleotides. RefSeq names its product uroplakin 2 (gene UPK2). Gene Ontology annotation, biological process: epithelial cell differentiation. The transcript has 5 exons. Lineage: Eukaryota; Metazoa; Chordata; Mammalia; Dermoptera; Cynocephalidae. The record is from RefSeq and is a predicted model, not a curated record. The coding region runs from base 1 to 555 and encodes 184 amino acids. Gene Ontology annotation, cellular component: apical plasma membrane.